AUGGCAGAGCUGGAUGCACUUCUACAUGAAAUGGGCAUUGCAAAUAAAGAUAGUAAUACUGCACAAAAUGAGACAGCUGACAAGAAGCAAUUGGAGCAAAGUAGUGAAGGGGAGAAGAAAGAAAGUGUUGGUGCUCCUUCAGAGAACAGAAUCUUAAAGAAGAAGAAAUCCAAGAAAGAAAAAUCAUCAAAGGAACAGGAGGAGCAUGAUCAAAAUCAGGAGAAAGGAGACAUUGAAGCUGAAGUGGUAGAUGCAACUGUAGUUGACGUAAAGGAAAGGAUAAAGAAGGUGACCUCCAUGAGGAAGAAGAAAUCAAGCAAAGAGAUGGAUGUCGAACAAUUGAAUAAAAGGGCUUCUUACUUGAUGUAA
Zingiber officinale is the source of this 369-nucleotide messenger RNA. RefSeq lists its product as uncharacterized. Lineage: Eukaryota; Viridiplantae; Streptophyta; Magnoliopsida; Zingiberales; Zingiberaceae. The coding region runs from base 1 to 369 and encodes 122 amino acids. The transcript is spliced from 2 exons. The record is from RefSeq and is a predicted model, not a curated record.